Solanum stenotomum is the source of this 2871-nucleotide messenger RNA. RefSeq names its product putative late blight resistance protein homolog R1A-10. The record is from RefSeq and is a predicted model, not a curated record. Lineage: Eukaryota; Viridiplantae; Streptophyta; Magnoliopsida; Solanales; Solanaceae. Gene Ontology annotation, biological process: defense response to other organism. The transcript has a single exon. Gene Ontology annotation, molecular function: ADP binding. Bases 139 to 2871 code for a protein of 910 amino acids.
CCUAGCUGGAAAUGUGAUGGAAAUAGCUAGUAAAAGAAAGAACUUUGCAUUUUCUGUUUUCUUAAAAACUGAAAAAUUACAUAACUUGUGGUAAUUUGUCCAUUUUCAUACUGAGAGAUAUUUCUAUUUUUUGGAUCUAUGGCUUAUGCUGCUGUUACUUCCCUUAUGAGAACCAUACAUCAAUCAAUGGAACUUACUGGAUGUGAUUUGCAACUGUUUUAUGAAAAGCUCGAAUCUUUAAGAGCUAUUCUGGAGAAAUCCUGCAAUAUAACGGGCGAUCAUGAGGAGUUAACAAUCUUGGAAGUUGAAAUCAUAGAGGUAGCAUACACAACAGAAGAUAUGGUUGACUUGGAAUCAAGAAGUGUUUUUUUAGCACAGAAUUUGGAGGAAAGAAGCAGGGCUAUGUGGGAGAUUUUUUUCGUCUUGGAACAAGCACUAGAAUGCAUUGAUUCCACCGUGAAACAGUGGAUGGCAACAUCGGACAGCAUGAAAGAUCUAAAACCACAAACUAGCUCACUUGUCAGUUUACCUGAACGUGCUGUUGAGCAGCCCGAGAAUAUAAUGGUUGGCCGUGAAAAUGAAUUUGAGAUGAUGCUGGAUCAACUUGCUAGAGGAGGAAGGGAACUAGAAGUUGUCUCAAUCGUAGGGAUGGGAGGUAUCGGCAAAACAACUUUGGCUACAAAACUCUAUAGUGAUCCUUACAUUAUGUCUCGAUUUGAUAUUCGUGCAAAAGCAACUGUUUCACAAGAGUAUUGUGUGAGAAAUGUACUCCAAGGCCUUCUUUCUUCGAUAAGUGACGAACCUGAUGAUCAGCUAGCGGACCAACUGCAAAAGCAUCUGAAAGGCAGGAGAUACUUGGUAGUCAUUGAUGACUUAUGGACUACAGAAGCUUGGGAUGAUAUAAAACUAUGUUUCCCAGACUGUUAUAAUGGAAGCAGAAUACUCCUGACUACUCGGAAUGUGGAAGUGGCUGAAUAUGCUAGUUCAGGUAAGCCUCCUCAUCACAUGCGCCUCAUGAAUUUUGACGAAAGUUGGAAUUUACUAUACAAAAAGAUCUUUGAAAAAGAAGGUUCUUAUUCUCCUAAAUUUGAAAAUAUUGGGAAACAAAUUGCAUUAAAAUGUGGAGGAUUACCUCUAGCAAUUACUGUGAUUGCUGGACUUCUCUCCAAAAUCAGUAAAAAAUUGGAUGAGUGGCAAAAUGUUGCGGAGAAUGUAAGUUCGGUGGUAAGCACAGAUCUUGAAGCAAAAUGCAUGAGAGUGUUGGCUUUGAGUUACCAUCACUUGCCUUCUCACCUAAAACCGUGUUUUCUGUAUUUUGCAAUUUUCGCAGAAGAUGAAGAGAUUUAUGUAAAUAAACUUGUUGAGUUAUGGCCUGUAGAGGGGUUUUUGAAUGAAGAAGAGGGAAAAAGCAUAGAAGAGGUGGCAGAAACAUGUAUAAACGAGCUUGUAGAUAGAAGUCUAAUUUCUAUCCACAAUUUGAGUAUUGAUGGGGAAAUAGAGAGUUGUGGAAUGCACGAUGUGACCCGUGAACUCUGUUUGAGGGAAGCUCGAAACAUGAAUUUUGUGAAUGAUUUUGUGAAUGUUAUCAGAGGAAAGAGUGAUCAAAAUUCAUGUGCACAAUCCAUUCAGUGUUCCUUUAAGAGUCGAAGUCGGAUCAGUAUCUAUAAGGAGGAAGAAUUGGCUUGGUGUCGUAACAGUGAGGCUCAUUCUAUUAUCAUGUUGGAUGGAGGAUUCAAUUGCAUCACACUGGAAUUGUCUUUCAAGCUAGUAAGAGUACUAGAUCUUGGUUCGACUACAUGCCCAAUUUUUCCCAGUGGAGUACUUUCUCUAAUUCAUUUGAGAUACCUAUCUUUGUGUUUUAAUCCUUGCUUACAGCAGUAUCGAGGAUCGAAAGAAGCUGUUCCCUCAUCAAUAAUAGACAUUCCUCUAUCGAUAUCAAGCCUAUGCUAUCUGCAAACUUUUAAACUUUACGUUCCAUUUACCGGUGAUUGUGCUUAUCCUUUCAUAUUACCAUCGGUAAUUUUGACAAUGCCACAAUUGAGGAAGUUGUGUAUGGGCUGGAAUUACUUGCGGAGUCAUGAGCCUACAGAGAACAGAUUGGUUUUGAAAAGUUUGCAAUGCCUCAAUCAAUUGAAUCCUCGGUAUUGUACAGGGUCUAUUUUUAGACUAUUUCCCAAUUUAAAGAAGUUGCAAGUAUUUGGCAUCCCAGAGGACUUUCGCAAUCGCAAGGACCUGUAUGAUUUUCGCUACUUAUAUCAGCUCGAGAAAUUGGAAUUUGGUAUUUUUUAUCCAUUUGCUGCUUGCUCUCUAAAAAACACUGCACCUUCAGGUUCUACUCCGCAAGAUCCUCUGAGGUCUCAGACGGAAACAUUGCACGAAGAGACUCUUUUCGGGCCAACUGCACCUCCAACUGAUGUUCCAACUUUACUCUUACCUCCUCCGGAUGCUUUUCCACAAAACCUUAAGAGUUUAACUUUUAGGGGACAAUUCUCUUUGGCAUGGAAGGAUUUGAGCAUUGUUGGUAAAUUACCCAAACUCGAGGUCCUUAAACUUUCACACAAUGCCUUCAUAGGCGAGGAGUGGGAAGUAGUUGAGGAAGGGUUUCCUCACUUGAAGUUCUUGUGUCUGGAGAACGUAUACAUUCGGUACUGGAGAACUAGUAGUGAUCACUUUCCGUACCUUGAACGACUUUUUCUUAGAAAUUGCUAUUAUUUGGAUUCAAUCCCUCGAGAUUUUGCAGAUAUAACCACACUAGCUCUUAUUGAUAUAAAUUACUGUCAACAAUCUGUUGGGAAUUCCGCCAAGCAAAUUCAACAGGACAUUCAAGACAACUAUGGAAGCUCUAUCGAGGUCCAUACUCGUAAUCUUUAG